UGAUAUGAGGUUUAUUUUUUUAUUAAAAAUUUUGAAAAUUUUUUUAAGAAUGGAAGACAUUGGAAUUUGUUUGUGUAAUAUAUUUGACAGAAUUGAACAAUUUUCCUCAUUUGCUGAACAAAAAAUAAUUUUUUAUAUGGAUAAUACUACAAAUAGCAAUAAUACUCAAGAAGCUCAACAACAACAAGACAAUUUAAUGCAAAUAGAUGAAGUUCAAACUGAUAAUAAUGUCCAUAAUAUUUCGAAAAAUGUUACAAAAGAAAAGUGUAAUGGGGCUUUGAGAGAAAAAUCAACAACAACACUAGAACAACAACCAGAAGUAACUACAACAUCAGAAAAUGAACAAUUAAGCACAACGUUUUCAUCAGAUAUUGAAAUCAUUGAAGAAAAACAAUCAAAUAAUAAUAAAUCAAAAGAUGAAUAUUUUAAUGGAAGUAAUAAAUUAAUUAAAUUAAAUAGAAAAAGAAUAUUAAAUUGGGCUGAAAAGACAAAAUUAAAAGAAAAAUACUACCAAAAAAGAUCUCAACAUCAACCUUAUAGAGAACAAAAUGAAAAUUCUGCUUUAUUGCGUCGUUCUGAAAGAGUUCAAAAUAGUCCUAAAUAUUUUAAUAUUGCUGAAUCUUGGGCUUGGAAUUUCACAAAAUUAAUGAGGCUAGCAAAUAAUUCUUUACAAAACAGAACUCUUGACCCUUUAAUUAAUUAUAGAUGGAUAGAAGAUUUGCCUAAUUUUAAUCCAUUAAUAGAAGCAUUUGUGGAAGCAUCAAAAAAUGAAAAUUGGGAAUUUUCUCAAUAUUUGUAUAAAUUUUUACAAUUUAUUUGUGAAAAGAAAAAUGUUGGCCUAACGUUGGGACAAGCUGAAAUUUUUAGACAAGUUUAUAUUCGUUGGAGUUCAACAUUUCUCAAUUUAUCGUUAGACAAUACUCAACAAACUUUAGAUUUAUUAAUUCAUCAAAUGGCUGCUGAAUUGGGUUCUCAUCGUGCUUUAUCAAUUUUACAAUUAUUUUUUGAUGGAGAAUUUAAUUUUAAUAAUAAUAAAAAUAUGAGAUCACCAAAAUUAAAUACUCAAAAAUUCAAGGAAGUCGCCGAAAUUAAUUUUGACAAAAAUAAAUUAAAUAAAAAUCAAUUGGAUUUAUUUAAAUGGAUUUUUGAAAGAAUUGCUAAUGAACAAAAAGAAGAAAAAUUGAGAGAGGGGACUGAUAUAAUGGGUGAAACAACUUCAACAACAACAGAUACUCAAAAUAAUUCUGUUUUGGAACAAAAUGAGAGAUUGCGGGAUUUGGAGAUUAGAUAUAGAUGGUUGGUUUGUUGGGGUUUUUAUAAAGAAAAUUUAGAUUACUCUAACGGUUUUUACCGCUAA
Molecule: messenger RNA, 1357 nt
Organism: Meloidogyne enterolobii
Lineage: Eukaryota; Metazoa; Nematoda; Chromadorea; Rhabditida; Meloidogynidae
Source: the annotation of a GenBank genome assembly